AUUCAUCUAGUCACUUUGAACAGGCUUACUUUAGGGUAUCACAUAGCUGUAGCAUGGCUAAAGAAUUAGAGAUUGAGAAGGAGAUUGUAGAACAAGGCGAUCUUGUGCGAAAGCUCAAAGGAGAUGCGUCGGCAACAGAGGACAUGAAGAAAGAAGCUAUAGACAAGCUUUUGCGACUUAAGCUAACCUAUAAGGAGAUAACUGGCAAAGAUUACGCACCGCCAAAUGCUAGGCAACAAAAAGAGAAAAAACCAAUAGAGACCAAGCCCGCGGAUAAGGAUAAGAAGCCGGAGGCUAAUGGAAAGAAACAAACUAAGCUGGGGAUCGAAAUAUCGAAGGAUGAAAACUACUCGGAAUGGUACAGUCAGGUAAUCACUAAAGCCGAAAUGAUUGAAUACUACGACGUGUCAGGAUGUUACGUCCUGCGUCCAUGGUCUUACGCUAUUUGGGAAGGCAUCCAGGCGUAUUUUGACGGUGGUAUCAAGAAGCUCGGCGUCAAGAACUGCUAUUUCCCUAUGUUUGUAAGCAGUGCAGCAUUGGAGAGGGAGAAAACCCAUAUUGCUGAUUUUGCACCUGAGGUGGCUUGGGUAACCCGAGCUGGCUCUUCUGAGAUGGCCGAACCCAUUGCAAUUCGUCCAACAUCAGAGACUGUUAUGUACCCUUCAUACAAGAAAUGGGUCAAAUCGCACAGAGACUUGCCUAUUAAACUGAAUCAGUGGUGCAAUGUUGUUAGAUGGGAGUUCAAGCAUCCUACUCCCUUUUUGAGAACCCGGGAGUUCCUUUGGCAAGAAGGGCACACUGCUUUCGCUAACCAAGAAGAUGCACUGAAAGAAGUGUACCAGAUUCUUGAUCUCUACGCUAACGUCUACACAGAUCUCUUGGCAAUCCCAGUGGUUAAAGGUAGAAAGAGUGAAAAGGAAAAAUUUGCUGGAGGAGACUUUACUACGACAGUCGAAGCAUACGUACCUGUCAAUGGACGUGGUAUACAGGGCGCGACAUCACAUCACUUAGGGCAGAACUUCUCAAAAAUGUUUGACAUAUCAUUUGAGGAUCCCAAUACCGGAGGAAAAUCAUAUGCAUGGCAAAAUUCUUGGGGACUGUCGACCCGUACCAUUGGUGCUAUGGUAAUGAUCCACGCUGAUGACAAUGGUCUUGUGCUACCACCUAGAGUAGCUUCCAUACAGGCCAUAAUUCUCGCUGUCGGUAUAACUGCUCAAACAUCUGAUGAGCAACGUCAAAGCCUAAUGGACAAUGCCGCAGAGGUGGCGAAAGACCUGGUUGAUGCCGAUGUCAGAGCAGAAGCUGAUCUCAGAGAUAACUACUCUCCUGGAUGGAAGUUCAAUCACUGGGAGCUGAAAGGCGUACCUAUCCGGAUCGAGAUCGGGCCUAAAGAUGUGGCUGCAAACCAAGUAACAGCUGUGUUGCGAUAUAACGGCAAAAAAUUGGCCAUCAAACGAGCCGAGCUCGUGAGUGAGAUCAAACGAUUAUUAGAGAUGAUCCAUGAGGAUAUGUACAACAAAGUUCUAACAGCGAGAAAUGCUCACAUGAAGGUCUCAUAUGAUCUCGACGAAAUGAAAAGUUUACUGGACGACAAAUUCAUCGUACUGUCGCCGUUCUGUGGUGAAAUUGCCUGCGAGGACGAGAUCAAGAAAGCGACCACCAGGGAUGACGCCGAAGCUGGAGCUGCACAAAUGGGAGCCAAAACACUCUGCAUACCCUUGGAGCAGCCUAAAGAAACUCUACCGGAGAAAUGCAUAUUCCCUGCUUGCAAGAACAAGGCUAAGUUUUUCGCACUGUUUGGGCGCAGUUAUUGA
Cylicocyclus nassatus is the source of this 1814-nucleotide messenger RNA. NCBI's taxonomy places the organism in Eukaryota, Metazoa, Nematoda, Chromadorea, Rhabditida, Strongylidae. The record is from the annotation of a GenBank genome assembly.